Messenger RNA from Colletotrichum phormii, 700 nucleotides. Its product is annotated as P-loop containing nucleoside triphosphate hydrolase protein. Gene Ontology annotation, molecular function: GTPase activity; GTP binding. The transcript is spliced from 3 exons. The record is from RefSeq and is a predicted model, not a curated record. Gene Ontology annotation, biological process: small GTPase-mediated signal transduction; mitochondrion organization. Gene Ontology annotation, cellular component: mitochondrial outer membrane. Bases 62 to 625 code for a protein of 187 amino acids. NCBI's taxonomy places the organism in Eukaryota, Fungi, Ascomycota, Sordariomycetes, Glomerellales, Glomerellaceae.
ACGUCCAUCGGAAGUCGUCCGAAGCACCUAGCUGCCCUUCAAAGUUUAGGAUUCUACAAUCAUGGAAGAAGAAGCAGUCAAGAUACUGUUAGUUGGUGAUGAGAAAUGUGGAAAGACGUCGUUUCUCUCACGACUGAGCGCCGGCGAAGGCACCGGCCCCAUCAGAUUGCUCAGAGAUAUUGACCAACCCUUUAUUUUCGAGAUCAAGUUUUCUGGAAAACCGUACCGUCUAGAGUUUUAUGAUACAAAUAGCCCCGAGAACUGGAAGCUUCUCGAGCCGGACAUCGUCAUACUGUGUUACGACAUAAGCCAGCGACUGAGUCUCAUCAACAUGAGGAGACAUUGGCUACCAGAGGUCAAAAUGUCCUUCCGUAGGCCUGACCGCCUGCCCAUUCUCAUGCUGGGUCUCAAGAGAGACCUACGAUCCGAAGACGACCCAAACGGGAUCAUCUAUCCCCAAGAAGCAUACCAGCAGGCGCAGGAGAUUCGCAUAGACAAGUACAUGGAAUGCUCCGCCGUAACGGGCGAACUGCUUAAGCUGGCGUUUGAAGAGAUUGGUAAAACCGCAAUCAUGACGCGAAAGGCCGAGGGAGGACAGAGCGAGGGCGGUUGUGUCGCCAUGUGAGAUUCGUUGCCUUGUCAGGGCGACUCUGUUAUUCCACUCCAGGAAGAAGAGGACAAGUUAGGUAACUCAGUGCCG